UUUAAAGGCUGCCUCGGGACUGUCCAUAAUUUUCAAGGGUGCCUCGGGACUGUCCAUAAUUUUCAAGGGUGCCUCGGGACUGUCCAUAAUUUUCAAGGGUGCCUCGGGACUGUCCAUAAUUUUCAAAGGUGCCUCAAGACUGUCCAUAAUUUUCAAGGGUGCCUCAAGACUGUCCAUAAUUUUAAAGGGUGCCUCGGGACUGUCCAUAAUUUUAAAGGGUGCCUUGGGACUGUCCAUAAUUUUCAAGGGAGCCUCGGGACUGUCCAUAAUUUUCAAGGGUGCCUCGGGACUGAACAUAAUUUUAAAGAGUGCCUUGGGACUGUCCAUAAUUUUAAAGGGUGCCUCAAGACUGUCCAUAAUUUUCAAGGGUGCCUCAAGACUGUCCAUAAUUUUAAAGGGUGCCUCGGGACUGUCCAUAAUUUUAAAGGGUGCCUUGGGACUGUCCAUAAUUUUCAAGGGAGCCUCGGGACUGUCCAUAAUUUUCAAGGGUGCCUCGGGACUGAACAUAAUUUUAAAGAGUGCCUUGGGACUGUCCAUAAU
This is a messenger RNA of Staurois parvus, 540 nucleotides long. Lineage: Eukaryota; Metazoa; Chordata; Amphibia; Anura; Ranidae. The record is from the annotation of a GenBank genome assembly.